AAAAAGAAACCCUAGACGAGAAUUCCUCGCCUCUAGUUCCACACAAAUUCAUCUCAUCUCAUUCAUAUGGAGAUCUGGUUGGUUCUACUCUACUGAUCCAGGAUUUCUUGCCCAAUUAAUCUCCGGGAGGCCAUGUCGGAAUCGAUUCCAGACAAGCAAAUAGUGGUGAGAUUUCCCAAUCAUGUACUGCCAGCAAGUUUGCGCGAAAAUAUGGGCAAAGAAGGAGCAACCGUAGAUAACAUGGAUCCUUCCUGUCCUUUUCUAGUUCUUGAGAAAUAUGAUAGAAAAAAGUCCUAUGAGUGGCUGAAUCUAAGAGCUGCUUGGGUCGCCAAGUCCAUGCCAAAUGAUAUAAUUAUCCCAGACCCUACUCCUGAGAGGGUGCGAGAUGCCUUCUCUGAAAUAUCUCGCAGCUUGAGCAAUGUCAUGGCAGAGGACAGCGUCCAGUGCUUCCUAAACAUGUUCUUGGAAUCUCCUUCAACCUUCGCAUACAGGUUCACCAUCACCUCAGAAACCUUAACCUUCAUGAUCAGGUACAAUGCCUUGCGAUGCAUGAAAGCCGUGUUGGAGGGCAAGGCACCUGGCCUCGGCUCGAUGCACGCCAAUCCAAACUGCAUGAGCCCGUAUGGAUGCUUCCCUCUCCAUGAGGCUGCAGAACGGUGUUCGCCUCGGAUGAUCAGGUUGCUCUUCAGGCACGGAGCUUCAGCAAACGUAAGAACACUCGCUGAUGAUGGUACGACCGGCGUUGAUCAGGGACGGCUACUGCCGCUCCAUGUUGCAGUUGAGAAUACUUGCUUGCAUAAGUGUCUUGUGGACAAUGUGUCUCCUAUGCAGUAUCGUGAGGAUUGCGUCUACAGGCUCGUUCAUCUGCUGUGCCUACCUGAUAUGAUAGUUUCCUUGGAGGUGAUUAGACUGCUUGCCCAAAAAACAGAUAAUGUAGUCGAUGAGCUCUGGAAUUACAUGAAGAACGGCAAGCUUGCACAGGCCACAGUUUUAUUCCUGGCAGCCCAAAAACAUUUUCGCAAGGGCAAACCUAAUGGGUUUUCUAUCAUCGCGCAACGCAUAUUUGGAGACUAUGAUUCCCUAACGUCUGACAAAGGUAAUGGAGAGGCACAUAAGCAGUUGGAGGAAAGAAAAGCACUUUUGAAUUGCCAAUGUCUGCUUUAUAAUAUAAUUUCGCAAGCUGGCGAGGCUCUUUAUGAUUACGUUCAGACACAUUCAGAGGUGUCCCACGUGGAGGUCCUUGCGCAUGUCUCAUCUAUUCUCAAGGAAUUUGGGUUUUGCCCCAAGGAAGAGUACAUUGACACCAUGAACCUGUCUCCUUAUAACCUGGAUAAUUUUUACAGCGUCGUAUUUCAGGAAGGUCAAACCAAGCCAGUUGAACAAACGUCUUCUCCGAAUGCUGCAGAGAAAAAGGCUAUGAGAAAAAUAAGACUUACAGGAUCUGAACCAUCAUUAAAGAGGAGAGGUUUUUUCCGCUACAGGAGAUUACCAGUAGAGGCCCAGUCUCUAUCCACAGCAGCAGAUGACAAGUCUCUACGACUCCAUGGUGGACAGCUCCGUAAUUAUUCGAGUACUUCGAUGAGCAAUGAGUCUUUGGUUCCUAAUCAUAAUAUUGGUCUCUUGGGAAGAAUUCAGCAACUAAUAGAUUCCCAUCAAUCAAGAAGGUGCCGUACUGCUGCAUUCGAUGUGCUCAGGAAGGUGCUAAAGCAUGCAUGAACAAAAAGGUAUGUGUACGAUAUUUGUCUUCCUGUUUGAAGUUCAUGAACAUGUGGAAAUAAUUGCUGUGACACGCAUAUAAUAAAUAAAAAAUAGAUUAUACUGAACAUUGUUUGUCGGGGCUUAGGAAUUCUACCUCAAACACUACUUAAAAAAAGAAUUUUUCUGUACGAGAAUCCCUAUAGGUUGCAACCGGACCGUAACUGGUUGCAUCUCCAUUUUCGUAUAUGGCUCCUUAAGAGGUCCGUAUACAAAAAUCGAUUUUUACGGGUAUACCACAGAAGAAGCCGUAUGCAAAAGUGAGCUUAUUUUCCCUUGCGAUCAUCUUAACGGGUCACAUGCAAAAAUAUAUUUUCGCACGUGGGCCUCUUAACUGUACCGCAUGCGAAAAUACCCUCAUCUUCUUCAUAGAUAUUUUCUCCUCUCCUCUCUUUUCCUUCUCAACACUUCAAAAUUUUCCACCACCUCUCCUCUCUCUCUUCUUCUCCUCUCCUUAUGUCUCUUCCUAUCCUCUCUCUCUCUUUCUCUCCUCUCCUCACCGACUAGGAGUGGGCAACGCUACCGAUGAGGCGGCUGGGAGCAGGUGGCACCGCCCUGCGUGGAUCCGGUAGCCCUCACUCUCCCAGCCCCCACUCCUCUCCCACAUCCCCCCACUCCUAUCCCCCCUCCUUCCUCACUCCGACGGCAGGCUCCGGCGAUGGCGGUGGCGACCGAGGGUGGCGGUAGAGGGAGAGGGCAGCAUGCGCGGACUUCGGCGGCAGCGGUGGCGGUGGGAGAUGGCCACGGCGGGGGCGAGCGUGCCUGACAGCGGGAGCGCUCCACUACCCAGAUCCAGCAGCGGCGGCCCUCCCUCGCCUGGAUCCAUCGGUCGCAGCCCUCCCUCGUCCCAAUUCGGCGGCGGCUGCCCUCCCACGUGGAUCCGUCGGCGGUGACAACGGGAGGAGGAAGAUGAUGGCGGCAACAACGGGAAGAGGAGGAAGACGACAACAGCGGCAACGAGAGGAUGAUACCAACGACGACGGCGACUGGAGGAUGAGGAUGGCGGCGGUCGACUAAAGGACGAGGAUCGGAGGAUGUGGCGACGGCGGCGACAAGUCUAGGGUUAGCAUUUUUUGUGUAAUUUUCAGUUUUGGAAUUUUAAUUUUUUUUCAUGAUUUUUCCUUUUCGCAUGUUGUCGUUUUCAGCGCUGGUUGCACUGGCCGCAUAUGAAAAUCCCGAUUUUCAUAUACCUUUGGGCGCAUUGUGGGCUACCCGUCCGCAUGCAAAA
Molecule: messenger RNA, 2983 nt
Organism: Oryza sativa Japonica Group (Japanese rice)
Lineage: Eukaryota; Viridiplantae; Streptophyta; Magnoliopsida; Poales; Poaceae
Biological process (GO): positive regulation of protein catabolic process; protein ubiquitination
Molecular function (GO): protein binding
Source: RefSeq, a predicted model, not a curated record